Ruditapes philippinarum (Manila clam) is the source of this 2481-nucleotide messenger RNA. Its product is annotated as vacuolar protein sorting-associated protein 4A-like. The coding region runs from base 614 to 1636 and encodes 340 amino acids. The transcript is spliced from 10 exons. Gene Ontology annotation, molecular function: ATP hydrolysis activity; ATP binding. NCBI's taxonomy places the organism in Eukaryota, Metazoa, Mollusca, Bivalvia, Venerida, Veneridae. The record is from RefSeq and is a predicted model, not a curated record. Gene Ontology annotation, biological process: vacuole organization; endosomal transport.
AUCGAAGAUUACACUCUCUGUUUCUGUUUGCAACUGAAACUACUUACUCCGAGGUUAUUAUAGAUAAUAGCCGAGGACGUUCCGAUUGAUUCAAAAUCAUGUAAAUGUAUCUAAAAAUAUCUAUUUGUAAUAUCAUAUAAUAUCAUAUGCUCGUCAUAUUUGUAUGAUAUCAUAUGCUCGUAAUCAUGUGACUGUUGUCCGAAUAUACAUACGUUAAUAUUCCUAAUUAAUAUAUAAUAUAAUACGUUUUCAUACUGUCGUUUAUUCUAUUGUUAUUAUUUGUUUGCAUGUGUACAUGUUGUACCUGUAAGACUAUCACAUACUUAUCAGUUGUAGAAGCGCACAUUCAUGGUAGUGGUAACUGCUAAGUUAAGCGUGAAUAUGAUUCACGAAAUAUCAUGAAAAUAAUCUGUUAAUUCCCAAUCUGUUAAGAAGUAUUGUUAGGAGAAAUUUCUUACGUUACAUAUUGGAGCUACACGUAUUGCUAUUGUGAUUUUGUAAAGGAUUUUAACGCAAAAAAAAUGUAUAAAAUCGACAUACUCCUGUUAAUAGAAAAAAGCAAUCACUGUACAUAAUCCGAACACACACACUAUAUACACUGCGGAAAGUAAUCAUGGACCAGUCGGAAAGCGGAACAAGUGAAGACGAGAACGAGAUCAAGGAUUUUCUUACAAGAGCUGAAGUACAUGUAGAACCUGGUAUAACAUGGGAAGAUGUUGUUGGAAUUAAAGCGGCUAGUGAAAAGAUAAAAGAGUUUCUUGUUUUACCUGUCAAGUUUCCAAAACUCUUUGAAGGUACUAAUAGACCAUCCUGUGUAGGAUUGCUGAUUUACGGGCCUCCAGGUAGCGGAAGGACUCUCUUGGUUCAGGCGACAAUUAAUGAACUUUUCACGACAUGCAGCAACUUUUUAUGUUAUAAAUUAUCAGCUUAUGAUCUGUUAUCUAGAUGGCUUAAAAAUCCGUUAAGAAUAUUUAAAACAAUGAUGGAGACAGCAAAGAAUCAGGAACAUAGUGUGGUGUUUAUUGACGAUGUAGAUGCUUUAUGCGAGUCAACGGAGCUGUGUUUGAAUCUGAAAAAAGAGAUGGACACGCAGCUGCACAGUGCUAAUCCUAAAACUUCUAAAAGCUUUUGUCUUGUUGGGCUUUCAAAUAAACCGUGGAAGAUAGCUGAAGACAAACUUUUAUUACAAAUAUUUGACAUUCGUAUUCCAACGCCACUACCAAACAAUGUUGAAAGAUGUGCAAUAUUUAAGAAACAGCUUGAUUCAGCCCAACAUUCUCUACAAGAGGAAGAUAUCCGAAAGUUCGGGGAAAUGUCUGUUGGAAUGACUGGGGCUGAUAUUUGCUCCGUGGCAAGGGAUUCACUUUUACAACCAGUCCGAAAAGUACAAGCUGCCACACAUUUUAAACAGGUUUGUGGGCCAUCUGGAGAAGGCCCAAAUAAAACGAGAGAUGACCUUUUAACACCAUGUGACCAGGAUGACCCCGGCGCUAUACAGAUGGACUGGACUCGGAUAUCAGACCCUAAUAUGCUUGCAUCUCCAGUAGUAACAAUGGAUGAUGUGAUGAAGUCUCUGUCAGCACAGAAGCCAAGUGUGAGGCAGGAAGAAUUGGCCAUGUAUGAACUACCUAUGUGACCAACUUACAUAUACUCACUAGCCAAAGAUACGUCUUAUAUGACCUGUAAAUGACCAAUGAGAAAUAGACAGCUGUAUUAUGAACUGCCUGUAGCUACAACUAGGUUCUUACUCUAUACAUGUAUACCGUAUUACAUAUCUUAUUAUACCUCUCUGACUUGACUGAAUCAAGAAUGUGUAUUGAUCAUUAAUCCGUUUUAAACUUUUUAUUAUUAUUUGAAAUAAUUGUAAAAGUGUAACUGAUUACUGUAAAAUUCUAUGAAGUCUAUAAGCCCUUAAAUUUUGUAUACUAUAUUGAUAGAUUUAACAUAUAUUUAAACCUUCUAAUUAUAGAAAGCAAAUGCAGUUCAAGAAAGGGAAAAAAGCUGUCUGUCCAGUUUUGUAUUUGAACAAGUCUUAAUAUUGCCAGAGAUUUAUAAUGUGUUAUGAUCUAUCACUUUGGAAUUUCUAAAUAGCCUGGGAAAUAUUUAGUCAUUUCUGUCUUUGACAAUAUUGUUUCUCUAUACACAUAAAUGGCUUGUCUAAACUUUAAAAUAAUUCUUAUCUUUACAUAAAGCAUAGGGUUCUUUAUUCACAUUCCUAGUCAGAAUUCUAUUUCUCAGAUAGUCAUCUAUAAAAUACAUUGUAAAUGCAUUCACCUAAAUGGAGUUAUUUGACAAUUCUGUUAUUGCAGUACAGCAAUUGUAGUUAUUGGAAAUUUGAUUUUUUCUUGCAGUAGCCUCCACAUAUUUUUAAGUUUCCUUGAGAUUAAUAUGUGUACCUGCUUUUAUUAUUUUUAUGAUUACUUCAAUAUCUACCUCAACUCUCCAUCAGUAAAGAUGGAUUUCAUUGAAUGUAUAUUUACU